This is a messenger RNA of Amborella trichopoda, 2236 nucleotides long. The record is from RefSeq and is a predicted model, not a curated record. NCBI's taxonomy places the organism in Eukaryota, Viridiplantae, Streptophyta, Magnoliopsida, Amborellales, Amborellaceae.
UGGUUAUCUUAUUUUGAGUUUCUGAUUUUUCUUUUCUUUGACCUUUUCUUCUGACUGUUGCAUUUAGUUUCUCCAAUAUUUUGUUGUUUGAUUGAAAAAUGCAGUUCCCUGCUUUUGUAACAGCGCGAAUUUUCUGUAUUUGUUUGGGUUUCCUCGUUGAUGCCUUCAAUUCUAAUUGUCAAUGAGCAAUGAGACCCUUUAAUAAUUAUUUUUGAGGUUAGAUGGAUACAUUGGGUGUUAAUUCUAUGAUAUUUCGGUAAGUCUUAUGAUCGUUUAAUCAAAUCAGGGAUGCUAGGGCACGGGUUAUUUAAUAAUAUUUUAGAGUUCGAUUACUUUUUCAUUUAUUGAUCACUCUACAUUGAAAUCCACAUUUUUUGUAAUUCUUUUCCUUCUUAAAUUAAUAUUGAAUAGGAUAGUUUACUUAAAAGUGUCUGUAUUUUAAUUAUUAAAAAGCCUCUGUAUUUAUUUCAUUCAAGGGAAUCAUUCGGAAAUGCCUAAUUGUAUUGACUUUUGUUUCACAAUUUGAGUUUUCAAAUUCAUCUUAUCGGAAAUAUUUUCUUAAAAAACAAAGGGAUUGACAUACCAUGUGCUGAAGGCUACACUAAUGAUCAUAAACCUCUACCAUAUGGUCUAUGUUGGUUUCAAGAACUAAGUAAUGGUUAACACAUUUGAGUUCGUGGCAUUUUUUCUGAUGCAGGGAAGAAGUUCUUAUUUUAGAUCAGCACUAUGGAGGCAGUGGGUUCUCAACUUUAUGGUAUGAAACUUUCUGUUUCCCCUGUAAACAACUCCAAGGAUUACUUGAAAAGGUUAUGCCCUCAAAACCAACCAUUUGUUGCUAAGCAGACAGCUAUGCUACAUUGCUCACUAGGAAGUUCAAGAAAAUCUGAAACCUGUUCAUCAUUAUUUAUGACUGAUGAGAAUGGGUUCGGGACAAGAAAGUAUAGCUGCAAGGUCCGUGAAAAGAGGAAGCUAGUUGCAAAUGCAGUUUCCUCAGCAGAGUUAUGUGGUUUUGAAGAUAUUGCUGCUGAAGUUCAUUCUAUUCCAGAGCAAGAGAAGAUUGGGGUCUUACUGUUGAAUCUUGGAGGGCCAGAGACUCUUCAGGAUGUUCAGCCUUUUUUGUUCAAUUUAUUUGCUGAUCCAGACAUUAUUCGUUUGCCCAGGCUAUUCCGAUUCCUUCAGCGACCUUUGGCUCAAUUAAUAUCAGUUCUCAGGGCUCCCAAAAGUAAAGAAGGGUAUGCUUCCAUCGGUGGUGGCUCCCCAUUGAGGAAGAUUACUGAUGAACAGGCAGAUGCAUUGAAGAAGGCAGUAGAAGCAAAAACCAUACCAGUCAAUGUAUAUGUGGGAAUGCGAUACUGGCAUCCAUUUACGGAAGAUGCAGUUCAUCAGAUCAAGAAGGAUAAAAUUACGAGGCUUGUUGUUCUACCACUCUAUCCCCAGUACUCCAUUUCAACAAGUGGAUCAAGUAUACGUGUUCUUCAAAGAUUAUUGAGGGAGGAUGAGUAUCUAAGGAGGGUAGCUGUCUCCAUCAUACAGUCCUGGUAUCAACGUGAAGGAUAUAUUAAAUCAAUGGCAAAUUUGAUAGAGAAGGAACUGAAAAGCUUUAGUAUGCCAGAUGAGGUAAUGAUAUUCUUUAGUGCUCAUGGAGUUCCUGUCAGCUACGUUGAAGAUGCUGGUGAUCCUUAUAAGCAACAGAUGGAGGAGUGUGUGGACUUGAUUGUGAAAGAACUAAAAUCUAGAGGAGUCAAAAGUGACCACACACUUGCCUAUCAGAGCCGUGUUGGGCCUGUUGAGUGGUUGAAGCCAUACACUGAUAAAGUGCUUGUUGAGCUUGGUCAGAAAGGGGUGAAGAGUCUUCUUGCUGUUCCAAUAAGCUUUGUGAGUGAGCACAUUGAAACGUUGGAAGAAAUCGAUAUGGAGUAUAAACAUUUGGCGUUGGAAUCAGGCAUCAAGAACUGGGGAAGGGUACCCGCUCUGGGUUGCGAUCCAUCCUUCAUAUCAGACCUCGCAGACGCUGUAGUGGAGGCUCUUCCCCAUGCCGUAGCCAUGACUAGCUCCAAACCAGAAGACAUGGAUUUGGUGAGAUCAGCGUUUAGCUUGUUUUUUGGUUCUAUUUUGGCAUUUAUUUUGCUUCUUUCCCCAAAACUCGUCUCUGCAUACAAGAUGUACCUCAGUUAAAUAUAGUAUAGUGUGUGGUAUCCUUGUAUUGGUUUCAUUAUAGUGAGUGAAAUUCAUGAGA